UCCUAGUUGUGAGAAAUGCCAGCUGUUCAUUGUAGAUGUAGCAACAACACCUCGCUCCCCCUGUGCUAUGAGUCUGCGCGUCCACUUGCUGUAACUAUCAUCCCUUGUCUGUUGGCUUUGAGCACAGUUUUAGUGGUGGCUCUGAUUUUCUACAGACUCUACAAGAACAGAGCACCUUACCCUGACCUGCCUGAAACUAACAAGUUUAUGGAGCGGGUCCUCUUCCACGCAGUGUGUAAACCUGAGAACGUGGUGCGGAUGUUGUACUGUUGGACCAAGCGUCUGCCCAUGUCUGGGAACCUCCUUUACUUCCUCUGGACGCUCCGAAAUAAUUCUAACAUUGCAUAUCCAUUGCUGAACUUUGAGGGGUCAGCGUUUCUGGUGGCAAAGCAGGUUGCAGCUGGCUUGGAUUACCUGAUGUCAGAGCACAGGUUGGUGCAUGGUGAUGUCACAGCCAGGAACAUCUUGCUUGGCACAGGUUUCUCAGCCCGGGUGUCUGGGCUGGGCGUGGCAUUUGGAGGACACAGAAUGGGUCCACCAAGUAGGCAGAGGGCAGCAGAGGUGCCUUUGAAAUGGCAGGUUCCAGAGAAGAUCAUGAUGCAGCUCACUAUCAACAGGAGCGGCUUGUAAUUGCAGAGUCAGGGCUAGGAAAAUGAGAAUUAAUGGUUCCAAAACAUUAACAUUCUUUUCCCCAGGGAGGUCAUAUGGAAUCUUACUGCAUGAACUGAUAACAAUAGGUAAAGCUGCACGUUCUGUUAUCUGGAAGUAAAUUAUUUAAGCCAUCAGUUCAUCCUUUGCACAUUUUAGCAACUUUUAAACUGCGUUUUUAAAUGUCUAGUCAAAAAAAAAUUGGAUCGUGACACCCAAUUUUCACGGCACAUUAACCAUUAACUCACACACAGCUGCGGCUCAGUGGUAGAGUGGUUGCCUGCCAAUUGGAAGGUUGGUGGUUCAAUUCCUGGCCCUGUGGUUGAAUGCAUGUUGAAGUGUCCUUGGGCGAAACACUGAACCC
This is a messenger RNA of Etheostoma cragini (Arkansas darter), 1012 nucleotides long. RefSeq names its product tyrosine-protein kinase STYK1. The record is from RefSeq and is a predicted model, not a curated record. Gene Ontology annotation, cellular component: signaling receptor complex. Gene Ontology annotation, molecular function: ATP binding; transmembrane receptor protein tyrosine kinase activity. NCBI's taxonomy places the organism in Eukaryota, Metazoa, Chordata, Actinopteri, Perciformes, Percidae. Gene Ontology annotation, biological process: protein phosphorylation; cell surface receptor protein tyrosine kinase signaling pathway; positive regulation of kinase activity.